CAUGGACACAGCGUGGCCCCUCCCACACAGAAAUGUAUCAACGUUAGGGAACAGCAGCGUCCCAGUAAGCACCGACCUGCACCCACAUUUGUACGUGACGCCAUCAAGUCCUCUGUCAGGAACUGACCAAUCAGAUGGGAGAUCAGCGUACCACGUGGUACCUCAGUAUUGAGGCCCGGAAGGGCAAUGGUUCAUAGAGCUUAGCAACGAGACGCUCUCGCCUGUGGAACGCAAAGGAAGGAUGCAAUGAAGCUUCCCUCAGCCUGCGGUUGGCCAGUUUGCCUGAUGAAUAGAGGCUUGAAACGCACAGCUGGGCAGAUGGGGGACAACUUCCGGCUGCUGCUUCAAUCUCACCAAUGUUCAUUCUAAACUUAUUUAAAGGGAAAGAUGCGCCGCGCUGGAGUCACUGAGGGGGCAGUCAUUUCCCUCAAGGGCCAAACUGCAACUGAGCCAGUGAUGGGGAACCAGGAUCCAGAUCAGCUGCAUGAGACAAUCCUGACUCUCACACUGGAGAUUAUCUACCUGCUGACUGGAGAGGGCUACAGUGUUACAAAGAAGUCAGGUGAUGACAUGCCCCUCCCACAGAGCUGCACUGACUGUAUGUUGGGAGGAGCCUGCAGGCACCAUGUGACCAGCCCAACGGUGGCCCCUCCCCCUGGCUCCGUCAUACAGAAGGAAAAUGCCAAGAAGAUCCUGGAACUGAUGUCCAACAUCAUCCAGCUGCUGACUGGAGAGGUUGCCAUAAGGUGUGAGGACGUCUCCCUCUAUUUCUCCUUGGAGGAGUGGCAGUAUUUAAAGGGGAACAAGACCCGUUACAGGGAAGUGAUAAAGGAGAACUGGGAGCAGCUCCGCCCACUGGGUUGUGAAUGGGAUGUGGGGGCAGAUGUGCGCAAUGCAAAUAAACCAGACAAGACUGAGGCAGAAGAAGCAGAUUCCUGGGGAGAAGGAAACCCCCCAAACCCUGACAUUUCCCCAACUGAUCCCCAAACACUGACCAACUGUAUCUCUCAUGGGAUUAAGGAGGAAUCAUGGGAAGAGGAAGAACAUUGUGAGUGGAACACUGAUCCCCCUACAGAACAGAUCCAGGGCACAGACCCCCCUACUGACACUGUGGGCUCCCACCUGAAUAUCAGCCAAUCAGAUAAUCAUAGUGAUAUUAAAGGAGCCCUUUAUUCCUGGGGAGAAGGAAACCCCCCAAACCCUGACAUUUCCCCAACUGAUCCCCAAACACUGACCCACUGUAUCUCUCAUGGGAUUAACAAGGAAAUGGUUUCAUGGGCAGAAGGACUGAAUCCAUAUUGUGGAAUGAGCCCCCAUACAGAACAGAUAGCGGGUACAGUGCCACCUACUGGUAUCAGAGGGUCCAACCCAAAUAUCCGUCUGUCCGGCAGUGAUAGGAAAGAGCUUGGAACUCCUGACGGACACAGAAUAAGUCACAUUAGAGAGAAGCCAUUUUCCUGCUAUAAGUGCACUAAAUGCUUUGCCCAUCAGUCUCGCCUUGCGUCACACUUGAGAAAGCACUCAGCAGAGCGACCACUCACCUGCACCGUAUGUAAGAAAUGCUUUGCCCACCAGAACGCUCUCAAUCGACACGUGAAGAGUCACACAGGAGACAAGUCAUUUUGCUGCUCUGAAUGUGGCAAAUGCUUUACACACGACUGUUUCCUUAAGGUGCAUCUCAGGAGUCACACCGGCGAGAAGCCUUUCUCCUGCUCUGAAUGCGGCAGAUGUUUUGCGUAUCAGGGGGAUCUCAGGAGACAUAGUCGCAUUCACACAGGCAACAAGCCCUAUUGUUGUACGGAGUGUGGCAAGUGCUUUGGCCAGAAGUAUCCCCUUGCCCUACACAUGCGCUCUCACACAGGCGAGAAGCCAUUCACUUGUUCUGAAUGUGGCAAGUCGUAUAAGAUGAAGCGCUCCCUGAUAGGGCACAUGAGAGCCCACAGAGGGGGGACCCUAUAAUCUUCUCCUAAAUGUGGGAUUUGGGUUCCGCCAGAAACAAAGAUGGGUGGAUGGGCACUCCUGGAAUCCACAAAGGCCACCAACGUGAAAGUGAAAGUAUAUGUAUAGUUAUAUUAACAUUAUCUCCAUUGCCUCAUGCGUUUCAUGUCCUAGAAGCUUAAUAAUCAGGAGGCCUAUGAUUGGUGCAAAAAAUGUGCAGUGCAGAGCACAGGGUUGGCACCAAAAUAUGGCACAUGUGGGGGAGUGGCAUCAGUAUCCGCCAAAAGCUAUUUCCCAUAGGAUGCAAUAGAACUGGUUGAAUUGGGCUGAUCACAUGGCACUCUGGGUAAUAGUAUUAUACCUGUAAUACCCACAUUAUUGCCCCACAGUAAUACCACUCAGCACUAAAUAUCCCUAUACGGUGUGAUGUCACAGCUGUACAACCUAGUGCUGUGUGGCUGCAAAAUGGUGUACCCCCUCCCAAUAUAUACCUUACCCCAAGUAUUUAUUUGUAUCAUGAGCUAAGGCAAAAAAUGGCACUAAUAAAUAUUCAUCCUACCCAUAA
This is a messenger RNA of Xenopus laevis (African clawed frog), 2503 nucleotides long. Its product is annotated as oocyte zinc finger protein XlCOF8.4-like. Bases 388 to 1959 code for a protein of 523 amino acids. The record is from RefSeq and is a predicted model, not a curated record. The transcript has 5 exons. NCBI's taxonomy places the organism in Eukaryota, Metazoa, Chordata, Amphibia, Anura, Pipidae.